CCCGCGGACAACAUGGCGGCGUCCUUUCGGCUUCUCAUGCGGAAAGCGGCUGGUUGUCCAGCUCGGAAUGUGAAGUCCGUGUGUGGAGUUAAAAGUUUACUUUAUUCAGCAGAAGUGUCGACAUGCCGAAGCUACGCCACAGUUUCAGAGGGAAAAAGCGCCCAUUUUGGUUUCGAGACGGUGACAGAAGAGGAGAAAACAGAAAGAGUGUAUAAAGUGUUUGAAAGUGUUGCUCAGAAGUAUGAUGUGAUGAACGAUGCGAUGAGUCUGGGUAUCCAUCGGCUGUGGAAGGACACACUGCUGCGUGUGAUGAAUCCUCAGCCUGGGUUACGCCUGCUGGACACAGCCGGAGGCACCGGUGACAUCUCGUUCCGUUUCCUGAAUUACACACGUGCGGCGCGUGAGAAGCAGCUGCGUCAGAGAGCACGGGCCAAUCAGACACCUUCAUGGCAGGAUAUCUCCAAAAGUUACGGCUCAGAGGGGGCGGAGCUUCCAGAAUCCCGAGCGGUGGUGUGUGACAUCAAUAAAGAAAUGCUGAAGGUGGGGAAAGAGCGGGCGGAGAACGCAGGAAUCACCACAGGUUUGUCAUGGGUAGUAGGUGACGCCGAGGAGCUCCCAUUCGACGACGAUCAGUUUGACAUUUACACCAUCGCAUUCGGCAUCCGGAACGUCACUCACGUUGAGCAAGCUCUGCAGGAAGCCCUGCGUGUGCUUAAACCAGGUGGACGCUUCAUGUGUCUCGAGUUCAGCAAAGUGUCGAACCCUCUCCUGUCCAGGCUCUAUGAUGCCUACAGUUUCCAGGUGAUUCCGGUUCUCGGUGAGGUGAUCGCAGGAGACUGGAAGUCGUAUCAGUAUCUGGUGGAGAGCAUCCGCAAGUUUCCGGAUCAGGAAACGUUUCAAGAAAUGAUUGAGGAUGCUGGUUUCUGCCGAGUGCAGUACAUUAAUCUCAGUGGAGGAAUCGUCGCUCUUCACUCAGGGUUCAAGCUUUGAUGGAUGUCUGUCACACAUGGAGCUUGCGAUGUAGACACACGGAGGAGGAGACGAGUUGAUGUGGAGACGUUCGGCAACCACGACGGACACAAUGCUGCAUAGCUGUGUGCAAACUCGUAAUACAGAGACACAACGGAAAUCAUGGCGAGUCAUCGGUCAGGUUUAAAGGAGUAAUUUGGCAAAAAAAUUAAUCUCCGAUACAUCAGUGUGAAGUUUGCUUCUUUAGUUUUACGCUACUGCUAAGGGGUGUCUAAGUGUGAGCUCAAAGGACUGAAAGAUAAUUAAUUGCUUAAAACACACACUUGCACAACAUGUUGGAAUUGGCAUUCAAAUAUUUAAUUAACACAAAAUUCACUGAUCUAAAUUUAAUUUUAAAUUUGACUAGCAAUCACGGCAAAACAGGCAGAAAGAUAAGAAUUAAAGAGGAGGAGAUUGGAAGUGGGCGGAGCCUUGCUGAUAGCUAGCAUGCACUAGCUAGAUAUCUGAACUCGAGAUCCAAAAAAUGCAUCACAACUGGUGCUGUGAAAAGGAAGAAAAACAACAGGUCUCCAGUUUUGGUGCAGCCAAAUAAAAUCACCGUCGCACAUCUGUACAAUGUAAAUUAAAAAAUGUGACGCACGUUCAUACAAACAGAAACUGGGAAAUGCACGAUGCUGAUUGGUUCAUGGUGUUUCUCACUGUAGGGGCUGUAACCAUAAAUAAAUCAAAGAACCAUGAGAGUGCAGGCAUUACACUCCUUGUUUUUUUUCAUGAGUAAAACAAUAUGAUAAAAUGAA
Messenger RNA from Neoarius graeffei (lesser salmon catfish), 1766 nucleotides. It is a transcript of the gene coq5, whose product is annotated as coenzyme Q5, methyltransferase. Bases 13 to 990 code for a protein of 325 amino acids. Gene Ontology annotation, biological process: ubiquinone biosynthetic process. The record is from RefSeq and is a predicted model, not a curated record. The transcript is spliced from 7 exons. NCBI's taxonomy places the organism in Eukaryota, Metazoa, Chordata, Actinopteri, Siluriformes, Ariidae. Gene Ontology annotation, molecular function: methyltransferase activity.